This is a messenger RNA of Pseudoliparis swirei, 7415 nucleotides long. RefSeq names its product DNA polymerase zeta catalytic subunit-like. Gene Ontology annotation, molecular function: nucleic acid binding; DNA-directed DNA polymerase activity. The record is from RefSeq and is a predicted model, not a curated record. The transcript has 20 exons. NCBI's taxonomy places the organism in Eukaryota, Metazoa, Chordata, Actinopteri, Perciformes, Liparidae. Gene Ontology annotation, biological process: error-prone translesion synthesis; double-strand break repair via homologous recombination. Gene Ontology annotation, cellular component: nucleus; zeta DNA polymerase complex. The annotation marks the transcript as partial.
UACAGCGGGACUUGCUGGGACUAGCUAGUUCUGAGGCGUGAUUUGGGCAGAUAACGCCACAUACCGGAAGCCCGGGGAACGUCUUCCUGGCUGAGAAACAAAGACACCCCAGAAAGAGAGAAAGCUAAAAAAUACGGAAUGGCCACAAUUACAAGUACAGCAUGGACCUGACAACUGCGGAGCGUCCAGUGAUUCCUCGCAGUGGCUGAAACCUCAGACGUCGGCACCUCGGGGCGCGCUGGAGCCGCGGGGAAUCUUUGUUCACGUCUUUUUUUCAUGGGACACAACCGGGUUUCCCCUCCGCUUUUUGUCCACGUCCCUACCGCCGUGACAGCGCUCCACUCGGCUGGCUUCGCCUGGCCGCAGAGGCUCCCGCGUUGCAUGGACUCUUAACGGUAGUUGUUGGGGCUCUUCUGGCGGACGCUGCAGUCAUGUUCGCCGUGCGUAUCGUCACCGCGGACUUUUAUCUGGCGGCUCCCAUUAAGGACCUGGACGUCUGCUACUCUGAAUUCAGGGAGAGCGGCGUGAAGAAAGUGCCGGUUGUCCGGAUAUUUGGAGCAACACCUGCAGGACAGAAAACGUGUCUCCACCUCCACGGCGUGUUCCCCUAUAUCUAUGUACCGUACGAUGGCCACGGCCAACAGCCGGAGCACUACCUGCGGCAGGUGGCCUUCAGCAUCGACAGGGCCCUCAACGUUGCCAUGGGAAACCCCGCCUCCGGCGCCCAGCACGUGUUCAAGGUGGUGCUGGUCUCUGGCAUGCCUUUUUAUGGCUACCACGCGAAGGAGAAGCACUUUAUGAAGAUCUAUCUGUACAAUCCUCAGAUGGUCAAAAGGGUGUGUGAGCUGUUGCAGAGCGGAGCGGUGAUGAACAAGAGCUACCAGCCUCACGAAGGCCACAUCCCCUACCUGCUGCAGCUCUUCAUAGACUACAACAUGUACGGCAUGAACCUGCUUCACUUGGGGGCUGUCAAGUUCCGCAGAGGCCGGAGCAAAGAAGACGCAGCGACGGUCGCAGACACGCCGACUCCCGGCGGUCGUCCCAGCAUCAGCACCAAUAAGAGCCCCUGCUCCUCCAAGCUGAGCGACAGCGCCCUGGGCGGCACCUUCGUCCGCUGGGAGGAGAACGCCAUACCCUGCUCCCUCAUCCUGGAUGAGGUGGCGAGGCAGAGCACCUGUGAGCUGGAGGUCGAUGCUGUGGCUGUCGACGUCCUCAACCGCCUGGAAAUUGAAAAUCAGAUCGGCAGGAACCCGGGUCUGCAGGCCAUCUGGGAGGACGAGAAGCAGAGGAGGAGAGAGAAGAACCAGGUCUCCCACAUAGAAACCCCCGAGUCACAAGAUCGCGGGUUCGUCACUUCGACGGAGAGCGAGAAGAUCUUCAUGAAGAGAUUCAAGGAGAUCCUGAAAGAGAAUGAGUUUGACGUGACACAAGGCUCGCCCCUUAGCGACGGGGAGGACCAGGAGGAUCUACUCGGUGAAAUGACCCUCCAUUCCGACCCGCUGACCCCAGAGGGACCGCCGUGUAUCCCGGCUAACGCUGUGGAGGUGCACAGGCAAUCGCAGCCAGACUCUGUGAGGAGCAGUGGUAAAGUCCCAGAGGAGGCCGUCGUGGAUGAGGAGGCCAUCUUGAGUCUCCUGGAGAACAGCCAGACCUUCCUCCCGCUUACCCAGCACGCCAACCACUCGCCCCUUUUAGACAGCAGCCAGGACCAAGCCAUCCUCGAUUUGCUGGCAGGGCUGGAGAAUGAUGGUUUCUGCGGGAACCCCGUUCGACAGAAUUCCCAGUCACUUCCUGGAGACCGGAGCUACCGCUGCAACAGCGACGAGGAGGAGGAAAGUCCGGAGCUGGACAAGGUUGAGGCCGAGCUCAGCGUCGUAAUGUCCCAGCGGUGGGACAACGAGCCUCCCGAGAACUCUCCGUCACCAAGGCCCGGCGCGAAGGAGCCAGACGACUACUUCAGCGACGAGCAGCAGGAGUCCUCCGACGAAGACAUGGAGUGGAGUGGGAAUAACUCUCUGUUCGCCAACCUGUCCAUCCCCCAGCUCGACGGGGCCGCGGACGAGAGCAGCGAUUCAUCCUUAACGGACAGUGGCUCCAGGACCCAGUCUUCUGUCAUCGUCUCAGAGAAGAUGCUCGGAAAAAGGAAUCCCUUUUCCGGGGAGACGGUUCACCGGGAGCCACCUAAUUCAGCAAAGAUAUUUCUUGAGCACAGACCAGUUCAUGUGCUGGACACGGAGCAACCACUUGACAAGCACUUUCAAUCAAAAAGCAGCCAGGACAGCAGUAGUGAAUGUUCAACAGGGUUCAAGUUUAAUAAAGAGAUUCCCUACAUCCCGCCAGUCAAACACCCCAUCCCUUGCAAGUUAUCCAGUCACCCCGAGGUGUCUCCCAUCUGCGUAGACAAACAGAACAUACGGCCCUUGUACACAUAUGACAAGAAAACCUCCAUAGCUUUGGACAAGACCGAUCUAGAAAGUUUCCCAUUUGGUAACGGAAUGGUCACCAAAAACGGGAAGAAGUACGGCAGCAUAAAGAAUGUAGAAACAAACUGUCUGUCCAUUCUCCAGAACCAUAGGACCUUCUCUCUCUGUUACUCAGAGCUGAGAAACUGCUCAGCUAAGACAGAGCUGGACAUGAGCCAGAAGGAUGGUAAAAGCCCCAUCCUGAGGAACAUCUCCUCAGCCCCGUCAACCCUGGUGGAUCAUCAGGAGGAAGAAAUGGGCCAGGACAGUGAGGAGGGAGAUGUCGGUGAACUCAAAAUCAGGUACGAGGACUAUCAGGAAAACAAGACUGAGAGGACUAUUGUGGCCCAGCAGGAAGCACAUUACAAGUUCUUCCCAAGUGUCAUCCUCUCCAACUGCCUCAGUAGGAAGAAAGCUGGGAGCAAAAAGCCGGCAGAUCCCUGCAGCAAGCUUGAACAGGCCCAGCCUCGCAGGUCUAGGCUAAACGUGUAUAAAAAAGGGUUGGGAAUGGCUGGACAGAGGAAUAAAAUAAGCAUAUUUGAAAGCUCUACUUCUGACAGCCAGGAUAGCACGUGCCUCACCUCAACCAUGCCUGCUUGUCCAGUGACUGUAGACAAAGAGAUGCCAGUUUUGGAGAAUAAGUCAAUAAAAGAGGCAAAGCCAAUUGAAGAUGUGCCAAUCAUGGAGGAGGAGCCAAUCACAAAGGAGGAGCCACAAAGUGAGGAUAGGUCUGGAAGUGAACAGAUGGAAGAAACGGAACCACUUUCAGAGCCCACCAUCACCACCGUCUCCAGUUUUUCCUCAGAAGUUAAAGACUCAGCAGAGGAUAGGUUAAGCCCAUUUCAUGAUUUAUCAGCAACGGUCACCUGUACUAAACCUUCUGCGCUGCCUGGUAGUAAAUACACCCUGAGAGCCAAACGGAAGAUGAUCUUUGAUGGCGAGGAUGGAGAAUACUCAGGUGCCAAUCGUUCUAAAAAUCCAGCCUCCGUCAAAGAACGGUUUAAGGACAUCGAUGUCCCCAGUGGAUCGGAAGUAAAAAGCCAGAAACGCAGCAGGAAGGAACCCCCUAUCAUUAUCAAGUACAUUAUCAUCAACCGGUUCAAAGGACAGAAAAACAUGCUGGUGAAGAUGUCCAAAGUGAAUGCAGAAGAGCAGUUGGUGAUGUUGACGUCAGACAAGCUCGAUCAGUACAAUAAACUAGCGCCUCUUAAGAAUUUCUGGCCCACGGUGCCAGAAUCCGCUGCCGUCAAGUUUCCAAUUUCUGAGCCAAAGGCAAAAAAAAUACCCCAAAAAAAGGCGAAGGUCAACUCCACAAAUAAGAAAACGAUCUGCAACUCCUCCAAACCUCAAGUCAGACAGGGUGACAGAGUCAAAAGGACUAAAGGUUGUCAGAGAGGUCCAAUUCUGCCCUCUCUACCGCCCCCUAUGCCAUGCUACAGUGAGCUUGCGGACGACCAUGACCAUGAGUAUUCUGAUGUCAUGGUAGAGUUGGGCUACCUUUCUGAUAGAUCCCCAAGUCCUACAAACUCAUCACCCCCUCGUUGUUGGUCCCCAAGUGACCCUCUCAUGGACACCAAGACUUCAGAACAGCUGAUGAACCCACUCAGUGAUCCAUGUCUUAGUUCUGCUUUUCACAAGACACACACAGUAUGUUCAACCAAAAGAGCACAAAAAAAGUGUCAAACUGCCAAACCUAAGAGAUCCACAGACGCUAAAAGGAAAGUAAGCAAGUCUGUUACUAAGCCGGAGGAGGAAACCAAAAAAGAGAAAUCAAGAUCAAGGAGUGGUGCUGCUCCAAAGCAGAGGAAGAAAGCUAAAGAUAAAACAGAACGCAUCUCCAACAGUUCUAAAACCCCCACAAGACCGAGAAAGACCCGCAAAAAGAAAACCGAGGAACACAAAAGCAAUGACUCGAGUCAAGACAACUCCCAGCUUCUUUUCCUGGAGGAUGAGGUACCCCCGUCCGUGAGUUCCUCUCAAGACGUCCCUCCAUUUCAGCAGCCAAUGAGCACAGAUGGCAACAGCCAGAGUAGUUUGCAGCCAGAAUCUAAUUCAGACUCUAACUUAGUAGCCCAGUCUAUAGAACCAAAGGUUGAGGACUGUGAGACUUCCAUCAUGGAGGUCAAUCAAAGCUUUUCAGUAUCGGCUGAGCUGAAGCAGCAGGGUUGCCAGACCACUGUGGUAAAGUUAGAGGCUUCACAAGAAAAGUGCACGGCUCCUCCAUCUCCUCUGGCUGGUAGACCACUACUGGAAGACGGUAAAGACUCCAAAGCUUCCCCACACUCAGGCCCUAAGAAUGGGCAGAUCCCCACUCUCUCUGAGACCCCCUCUGGCUUGGCUGUCCUCAAGCAGCUUCUCCAGAAGAGGCAGCAGGGACAUGCUCUUCCUAUACAAGUGGUUGGUGGAGCUCAGGCCACAGCACUACAAGAUCCAACAUCCAAACCAGUCAGAUCCAGAAGAGCUCCCUCCACCAUUCCACGGAAACCCAGGGCCCCAAAAUCUACCAUCCCCAAGGAUAAAAAGCCCAGAAUCAGGAAAGGCAAAGCAAGCAGCACUGAGCCAAAUUUAUCGGUGAAGCAAGAAGGCAACAUGUCUGAUGACUGCCCCAUCUUCCUGUCAGACCCAGGCCUGGACAGCUGCAACUACAUAGAGGACAGCUUGUCACCUGAGCUCCCACACAACUAUGCUUUUGAUAUAAAUGCCAUUGAUCAGACAGAGUUUUCAAGCCCAUACAGUGGCAGUCAGUUUGUCCUGACUGACAAGAAUUUACCAGUUAAGUUCUUGAGUGAUGUCAACCAGGAAGCUGUAUCUGCCCAGGCACUGGGCUUUGAGAAGAAACUUGAUCGGCUAUUUGAUUCUGGGGAGGAGCUUCAAAGGGGCUCUGACUGGCACAAAGCAAGGCCCGUCAGCCCAGACCUCUUUGAUAGACCCGAAAACGGGGAGUCUGUAUCAAAUAACCUCACACUCCUCGACUCAGAGAAAACCAAGAGCAGAGAGUGGGACUUCUCUUUAGGUAAAGCCCACACCCUCAGCCCCUUUCAAGACUUCCACUGUGAGAGAAAAGAGCUGCUCUUUUCCGUCUUCGACUCUGUCCUACCUUUGCCUUUGAGCUCUGCAUCAUUCGUCGACCACGAGGGCUCUCCAACAGGGGAUCUUCUGGAGGGCAUUGAUGGACUUACGUCAACUACACCUAGUAGCUCUCCACGCUCCAUCAGCUCACUAUCCCAGGUGAGGGCAAACCAGCUGCUGCGGGGAGCAGGAAGUGGAGCCCACGUCCUCAAGCCCCUCAUGUCCCCUCCAAGUCGGGAGGAGAUCCUCGGCACUCUGCUGGACCUGGAGAUGUCGGAGGCCACAUUCCAGGAGCCAUUCUGCAGCAACCCCUCUGAUGUGCCAGGGAAACCAAUGGAAGUUGGCGGCCGUAAGCUAAUGGUGCAUACCAGGCUGACGAAGGAGCUAGCAGAGUUCAGUGGAGACCUGUGUUUGGACGGCCUCCAUUUCUGGAAGACGGCGUUUGCAGCCAUGACGCACCCCGCCAUCACUAUAACCUCAUCUCCCCAAGCAUGGGGCGCUCAGGCCUCAGAGCAAAGUAAGGACCACACCGAGCUCAACCCGACCUCCGCCAGUGACAAGAAAGUCAUCCUUCUCCCCUGCAAAAACCCACCGAGCAGAGAGCGUGUGCAGCUAUGGCUGGAAGCCAGGAAACAGUACGAGAGUUUACAAAAAGGACUGCUGAAGAAGGAGAGGGUUGGGCUGCACGUGGAGGGGAACCCAGAAAGAACAGAGCAGCCAGCUGCUGCCGGCUGUCCAGCCGUGAAGGUGGAGCUCUGCGAGAGGCUCUCCGGUAUCAGGCUGCAAAGGAGAAAGAAGUGCAACCUGUCCUUAAUCAUAACACCCACGAAGAACACAGGCUCUCAUUGUGAAUCCGCAGCGGUGAGUCCAGUUUCGGAUGAAGGCUGUGUGGAUAUUGAGCAGCAGCGCAAAGAGAACGACGAUCGUGACGAUCAAACCCCCUCUCCAGAGUCCCCAGGGCUGCCUCCCUGGCAGCAGUCCUGUCAGACCAGUCCCUUGGGGCCAGACCGACUCGGCGAGAGCCGGCAAAGCAAAAACUCUCCAGAACUGCUGUCACCUGGGCCCUCUAACUCCCAGGAGAGAGUCUGGCAGAAUCCCAGUCCUUCGCUCCUCCAUCUCAGUCCCAGUGAAGAGGGGAGGACGAGUCCCCAUCUCCUUCACAGCACCCCCUUUUUAAGGAGGCGGCGGAGAAGCAAGGAAGAUCUGGAGCCAGUGUGCAGCACGCCCAUAUCUGAGGAGGAUCCCAUUUCUCAGAGACUCCAGCAAAGGAGGAGAAGCCAUGCGGACCCACUGAGACGAGUGUUGCUAACCACACAGAUGAAGAACCAGUUUGCUGCUUUGAAUGUGCCAAAGAAUGAUAACUCUGAGAUUGAAGGGCCCAGCAUAGCCAACUCAUACGGUUUCAAAAUCAGCAUGCAAAACCUGCAGGAUGCCAAAGCUCUGCAUGAGGUCCAACACCUAACACUGAUAGGCAUGGAGCUCCAUGCAAGAACCCGACGUGACCUCGAGCCUGACCCUGAGUUCGACCCCAUAUGUGCCUUAUUCUACUGCCUCAGUUCUGAUGCUCCCCUGCCAGAUGUCGACAGCACCCAGCUGACGGGCGCCAUCGUGGUGGACAAAGACCAUCGAAGCGGUGACCAAGUAGGUCACAGAGGAACAGCACCCCUGCUGGUCAGGUCGGGUGUCUCUGGGCUGCAGGUGAUCUACGCCACAGACGAGAAGGUGCUCUUUCAGGAGCUGAUCACCGUCAUGAGGAGGUUCGACCCGGACAUCCUGGUAGGGUACGAGGUACAGAUGCGCUCCUGGGGCUACCUCUUCCAGCGGGCUGCGGCGCUCGGCGUGGACCUGUGUCAGCAGCUGUCACGAGUGCCAGGUGACUCCAAA